CUAGCCACAAAUCGAACCCUAACUAAGAAAUCUCAUCCCCCCAUCCCAGCCGCCACACCGCCCACAGCGCAGGCACAAGCGAGCAAGAGAAGGCAACGGCGCGACGGCACGACAACGGGGCGGCCGCAAGAGCAGCGGAUCAGCGCGCGGGGAGCGGCGGCGACUCUGCGCGUGGGCGGUGGCUCGCGAAGAGCAUCAAUGCACAGAUCUCGGUGAACGUCGAGCAUUCUGUCGUCGAAGAUGGUGCACGUCGAGCUCGACCGUGCGGACGAGUGGUCCGAGUCCGACGUCUCGGAAGAUGUCUCCGACUCCGAAGUGGGCGAUGGCCUGGACUGGCUCGACGCCGUCGAGAGCCAUGAUGGUUCAGCCCGGCUAUCCGCCGCCUUCUCGAUCGUCGGAGGCGCGGCCGCGGCGCGGAGGCCGAAUGCGCACGGCGGCGUGCUCUCCCGCCCCUUUCAGCCGCUCUCCAAUCGCACGCAGAAGCUCGCCUCCCACAUCCGGGCCACGCCCUUGGAGGAGUGGGAAGGUAGAAUGAACGUGGGGAUGUCAAAUUCGGUAACGACUGCAAUCAGGGACAGCAUAAGGGACACAUCAAUUGGCAAAAUAAGGAACCAUGAGAAGGCCGAUCGUGCUACGGUGGAACAGGUCUUUACAUGCUCUCUGCUAAGUGAUAUUUAUUCUGUCCUAUGCCUUUUGGAGCGGAACAUGUCUGCUUGCACUUGCAAUCUUGCAUAAUCCUAAUGUACCAUUCCAUUCCCUUUCAAUCGAGCUGGCAUUUGUUUCAAGAGUCUGCUUGGUUAGAAAGUAUCUUCUUGUACUGGAUACACAAGAAGUCAAAUUAAGUCAUUAAGAAUUUGUUUUAGUGCAUUUUACAUACCAUUCUGCCUUUUAUUGCACUUUUUAUGGAACUCUGUUUAAUUCCCAGCUAUAUGUAUGAUCUAAAUGGCACCAUGAG
This is a messenger RNA of Triticum dicoccoides, 955 nucleotides long. RefSeq lists its product as uncharacterized. NCBI's taxonomy places the organism in Eukaryota, Viridiplantae, Streptophyta, Magnoliopsida, Poales, Poaceae. Bases 241 to 735 code for a protein of 164 amino acids. The transcript is spliced from 2 exons. The record is from RefSeq and is a predicted model, not a curated record.